UAGUCUCAUUCGUCAGCGAUUGAACAAAGUGUGUGGACGCGUUUGGGCCGGUAUUGUGCGGCACCGUUACUUACCGCUUGUUGUGGCUUAUAUUUAUUUUUUUUUUCAUUGUUGCUUGUGUUGUGUUUUCCCAAUUGCAAUUUGUUAGUGUGACUGGCAAAUGAUUUUUAUGGCCAAUUGCUAAUCUUAUCGCCCAUCAAGGCACAAGCAUGAGUCGAAACACUAUUUAUUACUAAGUGUCGUUGUUGUCGCAUUGAAACUGCUGUUGGUAAUUGAAACAGCAGCCAAGCAAAUACAAUAAUAACAAACCACCGAAAUAACAACAAAACAAACAAAAUAAACAUACUUUACAACAAAUACAAAAAGAAAGUAAGAAAUGCCAGCAAAAACGGUUUCACGGCAGCAAAGCCAAAGCCAAAAUCCCGCCCAGCAAUUGCAACAACAACAACAGCGGGAUAUCGAGAAUGGCCUUUAUCCCAACAUACCGCCAGAGCGACGGUCGCCGUCAACACGACCAGUGCGACCGCCAACGUUGCGACAGGACACCGUUGACAUGGAGGAGAUACCAUUGAAUCAGUUGAAUGGCGUGCAGGAGUCCGAGGAUCGUCGCAAAAUGCGCGAAAUAUUUGACACGCACGACUCGGAUAAUGAUGGAUUGAUUAGCAUACAUGAGCUAAAAGCUCUCAUAUCGACUGGUUAUUGCCGUGACAUUCCGGCGUAUAUUGCCGAGCAGAUAUUGCGCAAGAGCGACGUGGACAACAAUGGGCAUCUGGACUUUGAGGAGUUCUACACGAUGUCGCUGCACCACAAAUGGAUGAUACGCAACCUGUUGACGAGAUACUGCCGUUAUGUGGUGCCACCGCCAAAACCACUCGAGGGCGAUGAACCGGACGGUGCUUACGAGAAGCAAAUGUCCAUCUGCCCGCCACCGUUGACUAUGGUCAUCUUUUCCAUCGUCGAGAUUAUAAUGUUUCUCGUGGAUGUCAUUUAUUUUCAAGACGAUCCGAGUCACAAUCAACGCUUGGGCGAGAGCACCACUGGACCAGCGGCAUCUCUCUGCAUUUAUAAUCCCUACAAGCGUUACGAGUCCUGGCGUUUCGUCAGUUAUAUGUUCGUCCAUGUGGGCAUAAUGCAUCUCAUGAUGAAUCUGAUUAUACAGAUCUUUCUGGGCAUUGCCCUUGAGCUGGUGCAUCAUUGGUGGCGUGUAGCGCUCGUUUAUCUCGCUGGUGUCUUGGCCGGCUCCAUGGGCACCUCGCUGACCAGUCCACGCAUUUAUCUGGCCGGCGCCUCUGGCGGUGUAUAUGCAUUAAUUACUGCCCAUAUUGCUACGAUCAUAAUGAACUACUCGGAAAUGGAGUAUGCAAUUGUCCAGCUGCUGGCGUUCCUUUUGUUCUGCUUCACCGAUCUGGGCACAUCCGUGUAUCGUCAUCUAACUGAUCAACAUGAUCAGAUUGGUUACAUUGCACAUCUGUCUGGCGCUGUUGCAGGUCUCCUUGUGGGCAUUGGAGUGCUUAGGAAUCUAGAGGUGCGUCGCUGGGAGCGUAUUCUCUGGUGGGUGGCUGUCAUCCUUUAUUUGGCCUUGAUGACCACCGGUAUCAUUAUCCACAUAUUUGUACCCGACUACUUCCCAAAGGCCGAAUACAACUGAUCGCCAUGACAGCAAAGGAUACAUUUAAACAGACACAAAUUAAUCUUAAGUCGUCGUCCCCAUACCCUAUUAUAUAGCCUUAGCCUCAGGUUGUUUUCCCAUGUACAUGUCCAAAGUGCACUUGAUCUAGGCCAUCAAUUAGGUUCUUUAGUAUAUUAGUAUAUUUAUAUAAUCGUAAUUUAAUAUACUUAUACAAUGCGUAAUCUGAACACCCGUUCGAUGCCGAAACACCGGACAAAAAAUCUAUAAUUUAUAGUAUAUAUGAUUUUAUAAAUGUCCUUAGCGCUGUCAUCUGUAUUAACCUUUAUACCUAUCUAUUUUUGUACACUUUAUAUGCUUAUUUAAACCAUGCCCAUAGAGCCAACUUAGCCAGAAUCCGUGCUUAUAUAAAGAAAGACAUACGUAAUACGCACAGAUUUUCAAAAACUA
Molecule: messenger RNA, 2077 nt
Organism: Drosophila innubila
Lineage: Eukaryota; Metazoa; Arthropoda; Insecta; Diptera; Drosophilidae
Gene: rho-4
Product: protein rhomboid
Exons: 4
Coding region: 377-1648 (423 amino acids)
Cellular component (GO): membrane
Molecular function (GO): serine-type endopeptidase activity; calcium ion binding
Source: RefSeq, a predicted model, not a curated record